Lampris incognitus (smalleye Pacific opah) is the source of this 4141-nucleotide messenger RNA. Its product is annotated as neuronal cell adhesion molecule-like. Gene Ontology annotation, molecular function: cell-cell adhesion mediator activity. Gene Ontology annotation, biological process: cell-cell adhesion; brain development. The record is from RefSeq and is a predicted model, not a curated record. The transcript has 28 exons. Bases 285 to 3854 code for a protein of 1189 amino acids. NCBI's taxonomy places the organism in Eukaryota, Metazoa, Chordata, Actinopteri, Lampriformes, Lampridae.
GCGGCAAGCGGAGGAGACUCGGAGCACAACGGGACUGCGUAUAGGCACGCAGACGCAGGGGGAGAGACGAACCCUACCGCACCGGAAACCCACAGGACCGCCCUGAGAAACCCGCGGCACCGACACCGCGCGUCAGAAAGAUCUAAGUAAACCAGAGAAGAAGAAGAGGAGGCAGUGACCCGGGAGGAGCAGAGCGGGGAUUCGGUUUUCUCUGUUGUGGAUGUGCACGUGCCCUCGGACAGCGUGAUUGAGGAGCAGGGCGUGCCGAACGCAUCUACACACCAAUGAUGGCGAGGAGGAGGAUGGGUGCAGCGCUGUUGGUGCUGUUCCUGGGAUGUUUGGCGAAGGCGCUGGAGGUUCCUCUCGACCUGCCGCAGCCCCCCACCAUUACUCACCAGUCCCCCAAGGAUUAUAUCAUCGACCCACGGGAGAGCAUUAUCAUCCACUGUGAGGCCAAAGGGAAGCCCCAUCCCAGCUUCUCCUGGACAAGAAACGGAACCCACUUUGACAUUGACCUGGAGCCCAAGGUCACCAUGAGACCCCGUUCUGGAACGCUGGUGAUUGACAUCAGCGGAGAGAAGGCGGAGCAAUACGAAGGGGUGUACCAGUGCACGGCGAGGAACGAGCACGGGACUGCCAUCUCCAACAACAUCGUCAUACGGCAGUCCAGGUCCCCCUUGUGGUCAAAAGAGAGAAAUGAGCCAAUCAUCGUUCAGGAGGGCGUGUUCCUGGUGCUACAGUGCCGACCCCCGGCUGGCUUGCCCCCUCCCAUUGUCUUCUGGAUGGACAAUAACUUCCAGAAGAUUCCUCAGAGCAGUAGGGUGUCUCAGGCCCUGAACGGAGAUCUAUACUUCUCCAAUGUCCUGAAGGAAGACUCCAGGAAUGACUACAUCUGUUAUGCCCGCUUCCCCCACACACAGACCAUCCAGCAGAAACAGCCCAUCACCGUCCGGGUCCUCAACCUGGAUGCAAUCAAUGAGACAAUGGCAGCUUUUUACAGUGACACUGAUUUAUUUAGUGAGGCCCCAGUGGACGACAGGAAGCCGAGCUUCCUCAUCCCGUCUGAUCCUUCAAACUCUAAGAUGGUCUUAAGAGGGCAGGUGCUGGAGCUGGAGUGUAUCGCCGAGGGGCUGCCCACCCCAGAGAUCUCCUGGAUGAAAGUGAGCGGGGACUUCCCGGCCAAGCGCACGUCCUUCUUGCACUUCCAGAAGACUCUGCGCAUUGUCAACGUGUCAGAAUCAGACGCCGGAGACUAUCGCUGUACAGCCCGGAACCGACUGGGCUCGGUCCACCACACCAUUCACGUCAUGGUCAAAGCUGCUCCUUACUGGAUCGGCAGCCCUCCCAGAAACCUGGUUCUGGCUCCAAGAGAGACUGGCAUCCUGAUCUGUCGGGCCAAUGGCACGCCCAAACCCAGUAUAACCUGGGCCAUGAAUGGCAUCCCCAUCCAGAAUGCCCCAAAGGAUCCCAGCAGGAAGGUGGAGGACGACACCAUCGUCUUCACCGAGGUUCAGACCGGAUCGAGCGCCGUCUACCAGUGCAACAUCUCCAAUGAGUACGGCUACCUGUUGGCCAAUGCCUUCGUCAACGUCCUCUCCGAGCCUCCUCGAGUGCUGACGCCAGGGAACAAAGUCUACAAGGUCAUCAGAAACAGCCGCGCCCUGAUGGACUGCUCCUCUUUUGGGUCGCCCAUCCCUAAAAUCACUUGGUUCAAAGACAGCCGCUCCAGCGUCCUGGACGGAGACCCCUACAUCAUCCAUGACAAUGGGACAUUGGAGAUCCACGUGGCCCAGGCCCACAACAGCGGCAAAUACACCUGCGUAGCCAGGAACUCCCUUGGCACUUACGAGAACCAUGUUUACCUGGAGGUCAAAGAGCCCACCCGCAUCCUGAAGCAGCCAGAGUAUAAGAUGGUUCAGAGAGGAAAGUCGGUGGUCUUUGAAUGCAAGGUGAAACACGACCCCUCCCUCAUCCCCACCAUGACCUGGCUCAAGGACGAGGGGGAGCUGCCUGACGACGAGAGGUUCAUCGUGGACUCCGACAGCCUCACGAUCACUGACGUGACGGAGAGCGACGAGGGGGUCUACACCUGCAUCAUGAACACCACCCUGGACCACGACUCAGCCGGAGCCGAGCUCACCGUCGUUGAGGCCACACCGACACCAGCUGUUGUCUACGAGCGACCAGACCCCCCCACUGACCUGGAGCUCACAGACAAGAGAGAGAGGAGUGUUCAGCUCACUUGGACCCCUGGAGAUGAACACAACAGCCCCAUUCAAGCAUUCCUGAUCCAGUACGAGGAUUCUCUUCACCAGCGAGGCCAGUGGCGUAACCUGACGGAGGUGUCCGGGACCAAGACCACAGCCCGCCUCAAGCUCUCUCCAUACGUCCACUACAUCUUCAGGGUCCUGGCUCUCAACGCUGUGGGCUUCAGUCAUCCCAGCUCUCCAUCCAGGAGUUACAAGACCAACCCUGCAGCUCCAGAUGAGAACCCGACUGGUGUUCAAGGAUUUGGAACUGAACACAACAAUCUCGUCAUCUCAUGGAAGCCGCUGACCAGCGUCCAAGCCAAUGGUCCAGGGCUGCAGUACAAAGUCAUGUGGAGGCAGAAGGAGGUCGACAAGGAGUGGAUGUCCAUGAUCGUGGCCAACGUCUCCAAGUUUGUGGUGUCUGGAACACCCACAUUUGUCCUGUAUGAGCUCAAAGUUCAGGCCCUGAACGCCUACGGGCCCGGACCAGAGCCAGCUAUUGCCCACGGACACUCAGGAGAAGAUUUGCCGUUGGCCGCGCCAGAGAAUAUCCAGGUGGUGGUUCUGAACAGCACACUGGCGGAGGUGUACUGGGAGCCUGUGCCCCCUAAAUCAGUGCGGGGACAUCUGAAGGGCUACAAGGUGUAUUACUGGAGGGAGCACAGCCUCCACAAACACAACCCCCACCAUGUGGAGAAACAGAUCCUGACCUUCAGUGGGAACCACAGCCACGGGAUGCUGCCGGGCCUCCACCCCUACAGCCUCUACACCUUGAACAUCAGGGUGUACAACGGCAAGGGAGAGGGCCCUCCCAGCCCUAGUCAGAUGUUUGAGACCCCCGAGGGAGUUCCGGGUAUCCCAUCCUUCAUGAGAGUCACCAACCCCAAACUGGACUCUCUGACAGUGGAGUGGGGUCCCCCUCAUGAACACAAUGGACGUCUCACCGGCUACACCCUCCGAUAUCAGUCAGUCAACAGCUCCAAUGAGCUGGGCCCGGUGGAGGUGAUGGCCCUGCCUGCCAAUGAGACUUCCGUCACAUUGUUCAACCUCAAGUACAGCACACGCUACAAGUUUUAUUUGAGUGCCAAAACAGGCAAGGGAGCAGGCCCGGCCAUCCUGCAGGAAGUUGUCACCGUCAUGGACGAAGCUGUGGCCAGCAGGCAGGUGGACAUUGCCACGCAGGGCUGGUUCAUCGGCCUCAUGUGUGCCAUCGCCCUCCUCAUCCUCAUCCUCCUUAUCAUCUGCUUCAUCCAGAGAAAUAAGGGAGGGAAAUACCCUGUGAAAGAGAAGGAGGACGCUCACACAGACCCGGAGUUUCAGCCCAUGAAAGACGAUGACUGUACUUUUGGGGAAUACAGUGACAGUGAGGACCAUAAACCGUUAAAAGGGAGCCGCACGCCGUCGAACGGGACGGUAAAGAGGGACGACAGUGACGACAGUUUAGUUGACUACGGGGAAGGCGGAGACGGGCAGUUCAACGAGGACGGCUCGUUUAUCGGACAGUAUAGCGGGAAGAGCGCCGGCAGGGAGGGCGCGGGAGGCCACGAGAGCUCGGAGGCGCCCUCCCCCAUUAACGCCAUGAACUCCUUAAACUCGUUUGUGUAGCCGGGUAGAUAGCUCGCCAGUCAUUCAGAAAGGCGGACGGACGGACACAAACCAUCGGCGGAGGCUCCGAACUGACUGUUGACCCCCCUCCCCCUCCUCCCCUCUCCCCUCCACCUCCCCGACCCCGCCAUCUCUCCGUCAGGCCCUUUCCAUCACCGCAUGGCUUUACCGUAACGGUCCCCCCGCUGUCACGCUUGAGACACGAGACACUGUUUGCUCACACAAAGCGGAGACUACGCUGAAUGAAUGUACGCCGUCCCUCGGGAUCUGUUUCGAGGACGGCUUCG